ACGCUAUAGUUGGGGCGUAACAAUUUCAAGAUGGCGCCGCACAUAGUCACAGGAUCUGUAUCUACCGAGCGUGCCGAGGGCUUUCUUUCCGCCUUCAGAAAUGUUAGAUUUGCCGCCUUUAUCGCUCUGGCUGGCCUGGCUCUGAAUUUCAAGAAGGUGCUAGGACAAGAGGUUACUGCAUCACCCAUUUGUGGCUCAGACAUUUACGAUUUGGAAACAUUAAAAGCCGCACCUUACUGGACCAUCACCCAGCCUGGUAUCUGCUAUCUUGGCACCGAGAGAGACGAUUGUACUUUUAACCUUGCAUUUUGCAAGGAUCUACCCAAAGACAAAACACGAGGGCUCACUGGCAUUGGGGCAUCCCAAGAACUAACUGGCAUUGUGCGAUCCAAACCAACAAUACUUGGACAAACAAGUCGGAUUGUUAAUGAUGGGGAUGGAUCCCAGUUGUUCGUGACAUAUGCAGAUGGUGACCUGUUGGACUGUGGUCAUAUCAGCGUCGUCAUGCGGCUCAUGUGCAAUAAGUAUGCCGUGUGGGAGGUACCGGAUACUGGGGCACCAGGCAUCAUACCGUUCACUCCAUUGGUUGUCUUUGUGAAGGACAAUGAAAAUGAAACCUGUCUGUAUGAAAUUAAUGCUGAUUAUGCUGGUGCCUGCGGAGUGAUAAAUCAAAAUCUGAGCCUUGGGACUGUGUUAAUUAUCAUCUUUUUCUGUGUUGUGACUGUCUACCUCAUCGGUGGGGUUAUUUAUAACAAGAUUGCCGGGGCAACGGGAAAAGAACUGAUUCCCAACUAUGAAACAUGGAAUCGAUUGCCAAGUGACAUCAUGGUGGGGUGUGGCUUCUUUUUCAGUUACAUCACAUGUCAGGGCAGAGGAGGGGUAUCCCACGAUGCCUACGACAAAAUCUAGCUAGUCUCAGAUCGCCUGUCAAAUCAAGAGGCUGCUCCUUCCUCAUAGCAUCUCAAAACUUGGAAGAUUCUUGUUCCUUUCAAAACAUUCUUGUUCCUUUUGAGGCAAGACUGUUAUUUCGGAAUGUUUUCUGUUCUCUCUAGGCCUCAUUUUCUGAUACAAACAUGUGACCGUAGGUCACCUGUCAGCACAGGCUAGAUUCUUGAUGUCUUCCAUCCUUAGGAUGGCCAGUUAGCAAAUUCAGCAUGAUUCCACUGGGAUCAUCUGUACACAUUGCCAUGUAGGAACACAGAAUGUAGAUAACGGAAUUUGUUCCAAAUUACAGCUGGCAAUUUUCCUUGGGGAAACUUUUCUAGCGUACUAAGAUUUUCUCUUACAGUUGUUUUUUUUCAAAUUUCCAAAUUGAAGUUGUCUUUUUUAUAUCUUUUUUGUAUUUGUAUUUUUGACGGCAAGACAGGGUAAAUAACAGUUAUAACCAUAUCUCGUACAUAUUCAUGACCAAGAGCCAAAGACAUGUCGGUCCACAUACCAUGACGUGGUAUUUUUCUUUCAAGAAUACAGAAGAAGUUUGAGUAGGAAAGUGUCAGAGCAAUGAGCCAGCGUCUCUGGGCAAAUCAUGGCAUUUACUGCAUGUGCACUUGAUGAGUAAAUCUUUAAAAUUGUGCUCGGUGGUUGUAUGCACAUGCAAUCAUUGCUUGCGCUAAAAUGCACGUGCAGUGAUGAAAGCCAGUGUAAAUAUUCAUGAGUAAUUUCCUAAACCAACAAUUCUGUAUGUAGAAUGUAUUGUGAAACAAAGACAAUAUAUUAUUUACUUUGGGUUAAAAGCCAGUAUUCGAUCCCCCCGUAUUAAAAGCUAUCAAACUAGUCCCAAUACUUGGGUAGGUUCAGCCAUCCAUCCCCAAACUUUGUAAGGUUUGUGAGGAAACAUGUCUGGAAACCAGGCAUCGAUCUAGACGGCUUCAAUAUAAGGGACUUCUUCUAAGAGAUAUUUGACAUUGAAAAAAAGACCAGUUUGUUUCAUUCUUUCAUUGUGUGAAAUUUUGUGCCAUCAGAAAAUGAUUUUCAUGUUGAGGAAAAGCGAGUGGAGUCACUGCCUUAGAAACCUUCUGUGUAGAUUUAGACAGGGCAGUGCUUCUGUUUGAAAAGGAUAGCAUCUGGAAGGGAUACCAGUUAAAAAGAUAUUACUGUGCAGCAGGUGUUAAAGAAAAGGAAUGAUAAACGUGGACUUAACAGGUGCUGAAAAUUUAAUUGGUUUUCUUGACGAAAGACUGCCAUAUUAUGAAACAUCAGCAAGAUAUUUUCAUUGGCUUAAAAGGUUUACGUAUAUGAUAGAGUAGGAAAGCAUGGUGGAAUUUUUGCAAAUAUGUCUUAUUGACAUUUUCAACAGUGGAACAGGCACUGCAGUCAGUUGGCAUAAAGUUAAAGGUUUGAGAAAUUCGAGCAGAAAGAUAUUUGGCUUUUUUGGCGCCAUGGUUCAACAAUAGAAUUGGGUGGAAUGUGUCCUGAUGCCGCAUAAUUGUUAAAGCUGCCAAAUUACCUGAAGUGCCUUUCUUGUAUCUUGUCACACCAUUAUUAACCUGUUCAAAACCCCAGUAAUGAACGACUAUAAAUUCAUGGUGCAAGUCCGCUCAGCUGUUUUGAUUUUUGUCUCCAUAAAAAUGAAUAUUUAACCUGUAGGAGUCAUAUGCUGGUAUUUUGUGGUUUACCAACUGAAGUUUUAAAAGUAAAGUUAAUUUCCUUACUGCUGAAAAGGUUGUGCUUUUGUUUAUUAGUAUUUUUGUUUGCAUGAAUUCCGUCACAGAUACAGUACAUGUGCUUUGGUAGAUUGAAUUACGGAUAGAAUGGUUUUGAAAAUAGUUGUUGGAUGAAUAGAUUUGUAUCUUAUAUUCAAUUGUACUCACCAUGCUUUGAAUUUGGUGAGAAGCUGGUAAUUGCUUUGCAGUAACUAUUGUCUUGAGAAUAGGGCAUAAAAUAUUUCCAAAACAUGGCACUAAGUUUGUUAAAAACAAUUGAAUGUAAAAUGUAUUUAAUUGGUGAUUGCCAAGUUGAUUCUUGAUUUUGCAUUUUUUAUUUAUGGGACUAAAUAUUUGAUUCCUGAUCAGCUGAUUUUGUAAUUUUGUACCUUAACUAAUACCUUGAAGAGUUUUGUGGUUUCUAUCAAAUAUUAAUAAUUCUCUGAUAACAUUCGGUUCUUUCGAAAUGUGAAUUAUCACAAUCUGUGCAUUAAAUUGUAAGGGACAAGUUUCUUGUUGGACAAAGCUUAAUUUGGAAUGGAAUUCACUUUGGAAUCGUUAAUAGAAUACUGAAAAAAUGUGCACAGUCUUUGUGUUCAAGUGUUAAAAAGAUGCAAAUCAUAAAAUUAUCCUUAAACAUUGCAGCCCAUGUAUCAGGGUUGCCAUUUUUAUGUAACGAUUUUGUUAGAGUUUCUUUCAUUACAGGAAACCUUGAGGAUGAAGUACUGAUGUGUAUCAGCAGACAGCACUGAGAUUUGGAGGGCUGUUCUUAAUCCAGCAGGGUUGCUAUGACAUAUUAAUUUUUGUUUCUUAUGAUAAUAUGACUUUUUGGUGUAACUCACUGCUAAAGAAAUGAAUUUUUGCAUGUUUUCCUUUAGUCUAACAAUUCUUCUAGUAUUUGGUUUGUGUACACGGUACUAAGUAAGAUGCGACAUUUAGCUACUCACAAAAUUAUGCAAUUCUGUAUUUUACAAAUUUUGCUUUUUCACAAAAAGCACUGGAUACAAGCUUUUCGGUUAUAGUUGUAUUAUUUUUAUGACUUUUUAUUUUUCUACUUUUUUUGUAUUUAGAUGCAAAUUAAAUGCAAGGUUUUCUUGUAUGCAGGAUUUGUACCCCACAUUAUGCUUUCAUGUGUUUGCUUGCAUUAUUUGUUGUCGAUCUAGCCUUUAAAUUACGUUUCGUUUCACGUAACAUAGACAAACUGGCAUCGUAUUUUAAAUCUGACCUUGGAUGAAAUACUUAAGCAAACUGCUCGAACAUAUUAUUUCAUACGCCUCCACGAUAAAUGACUUUUAUACUCUGUACAUGUAUUUCCUUUUAAACAUAAGGUAUCUGCUGUGCGAGCUUAAGGUUUUGAGUUAGGUACUUUCUCUGUCGAAGAGAAGGCUCUUCUGCUCUUGACACUCUUUUAGACGAAGGAGUUAAUGAUCUUUCGACGCGCGGUGGCGCUCCAAUAUGCAAAUUAAAAAGUUGAAGAGUAUUCCAAGUUCAGAGUUGGGGGAAACGUUAUGCAGCGUGGGAAACAUUCAGUGUGAACAACAAACAUGACAUUAUGUGGUGAAGUUGUCAAUGGUUGUAAUAUUCAAUUUAGUAAUAAACUAAUUUCAGUAGUAACAUACUGCAAGAUUAAGAAGAAUGGUAUGGGUCUAUUGAGAAUUGGGAAAAUUAUUAAAGUUUAGAGCAAUCUACGGCAUAAUCGACGUUACCGCGUUAUUUCAAAAGGAUCGAUCGAACAACAUUUCACUUCACUUGAUUGAUUGGUUGUGGCGAGGUGUAAAUUUUUCGUUGUUCGCGUCGAUCGAGGUCAAAGUUAAGUUGUUUUUUGGUCACACAAAAUCUCUGAUAAUUACUACGGAAUACUAAAAGAUGAACCAAAUAGUCCUUCCAUAAGAGACAAAGAAAAUGAUGAUGCUUUGAUUCAACCUAAUUUGAAGAUGGCAGCCAGCAAUUCCCCUGGUUGCUAUGUGGAUCGUAAACUACAAAACCAGCUGAGUUUGCUCCAGUCCCCAGAAUUUGACGUUACCAUCAAUGAUGUUGGAGAAAUCAUCAACAUUCUCAAUGUUAUCAAGGCUAAGUGUGCACCAACACCUGAGAAGUUUCGUCUCCUGGUUGGUCUGUUGUGUGAGGUUGACCUGUCAAUAACCAAUAUUGAGGAACAUUACGAACAGCUCAUGAUAAAGAAUCGUAUCUUCCAUCUCCUGAGGAUGUUUCCAGAUGUUGCUCAUCCAUUGCUAGACAUUAUCGCCAGGGCAACCAAUCGAUGCUGUCCUCUUGCCUCCUUGCCUGUCACCAUCGGUAGAAUAGAACAAGAGAGACAAGCCUGUAGCAGCGAGGGUCUCCAUUCAUACAACCACGCCAUGAUGCCUAGACAGACACCAUUACUGCAGCACAGCACAUGCCUCAGGAUGUCAGCUCCGAACAAUCAGAUGGCAGCAGCAGCAGUAGUGCCUGGUAAUCAGCAAGCUGGUAUCCUAUCACCUCAGAGAUUGUCAGGUGUCACCCAGCCCACAUCCUACCCACCAUCUGUCCAGGGGAUGACCACGACCUUACCUGCUGGUCAGCCAGUGGUCGGUGGCCGCAGUCAACUGGUGGAAUUUGAUCUAAGCCGCAAGUUGUAUGAUCAAAUUCCACCAUCCCUCCUACAGUCUCCAUUGCAAGCAGGCGUCAAUUCUUCAGGGGCUAGGGAGUCACCAAGUGACAUCCAGAAACGAAUUCUCCUGCAGCAACAGCAGCACCUACGCCAGCAGCUAGAAAUGCUGCAGGUGCAACGACUUCAACAAGCCUGUGUCCGGAAUCUGAGUUUUGGGCAGAAGCAGAUGAGUCAGGUUGCCACAACCACUGUCUCAAGCACCCCCUUGAACAGAAUGGAAUCAUCCAUGUCAGCAAACUCAGCUGUGAUUGGUCCUAGUCGUUCAGUUGUUCAGCCAAAGAUAAUGACUAGAAGUGCCCGCCAGCUUUCCCAGCAGCAACCAAUCCCGGUUACCAUUAGAAACAGGCACAGUGGAUCCGACAUUAAGGCUUUAGACCCCAGGUCACCAGAAAAGCAAAUGGCUUCCAACAAGGCUGUCGGAAAAACUGUCAUCUUUUCAUCAGAUGGACACUGUGUGUCGGAAGCUUCCAAGAAUACACUUCUCCAGCUGGACAGUGUUGUGGAAGGGGCAGCUGGUACCGGUGGGAGAGAAAGUGGUGACGAAGAUAAGAAAGACCGUGGGUUGUGCCUAAGUCAAGUUGGUCAUCAUUGCAUUAUGGUGUCUGUGCGAGACGGUCGAUUUGCUAGAACCCAGGACAGCAUGACGCUUGAGACGGAUCAAAAAGAGAAGCAAACAGACACUCAAACAGAUUCCGCUAAAAGUAAGACUAAGCAAAGGCAGAAAAAGGGGAAGGCGGGGCAUGGGUGCAAAGGGGCGGUCAUUGAUGUGAAGAAUCUGUGUCACAUGCAUGACAUCUGGCCAAGUGACAAACACAAGAAGAGCCACUUCGUGAGUAACUCAGGCAAGCAAAGUCUGACAGUUCAUGAACUUAAUGUUCAGCACCAAAAUCAACCAGAAGUGCAGGGACCAAACAAAACCAACAAUAACAGUAACAACAAACACGAAGGUAUCCCAAAAGAUAUGAGCUUGUCUCAGACCAAUGGUCAAAGUUCCUCCAGGAAACGAAAAUCUCAUCAGCAAGCCAAGUCUCGGAAAAAGAGACGGCGAAGAAGCUUCAACAGUGGUGGCACAACGUAUGGAAUGGCAGCCAAUGAAGAGUCAGCACCCAUAGACCUGUACCACACUCCACCAUCCUCAGGUGGCUUGGGAAACGUGACUGCCCCAAAUGCAGUGUUUGAACCGACAACUGGCACGUGGCGACGGAAACCAGACGGCGCAAAAGCCAACAAGAUAAGCCCACCUCAACGCCAAGUGAUUCAGCUCAGUCAGAACCCACAAGUCAAGUUCCCAGCUGACCUGGAAUCUACCUAUCUCUUGUGCAGCAGCUGUGACGAUGAGAUGUGGUACCAGUCGUCACAAUCUGACGAGACAGAUACAUGUCUUCUGUCCAAUGCGAGUCCAGUGUUGGCUCCCUGCCCAUCAAACAUUGGGAUGAAAUCACAAGCAGGCACUUUCUUAGAAAGACUGAUGCAGCAUGAUCUUCCAACAUCACAUGCUGAAGUUGCCCAAAACAGCACAGCAGAUGCUGCAGCCACUACUGCGAGCACAGCCCCUCGCUACGCAGGAGAGACAAAUUUAUCCAGAACAAGGAAGGACAAGAAGAAGAAGCAUUGAUGAUUAUUGACUGUAAGGUGGCAAUUGGUGCUUGUGACAUGACUGGCAGAUUGAAUGUAUUUUUGUAGGUUACGUAUAAAUUCUUUGACAUUCAUUGAGCCAGGAUGGCGUGCGACUAGAAGACGGAUCUUUGCCACGGUAUGCUGAAGUUAGAUUUAAAGUUCGAAAAUAUUCUGCAGUGUUAAAAAUAUUUGUUAAUGAAUUUAUAGAUUUAAGUCUAGCAAAGGUAUUUGACUGGCGCUUAUUUUAUUUUGAAUUUCAAACGGUGAAAAAGGCACUAUGUUUCUUUUAAAAAUGCAGUUUUGUUUUCAUCUAAUUUGAAUUUAUGGAAAUACUUGAAUGCAUAUUGUUCGAUUCCACUAAGUAGUAUCAAAUUUAAAAGAAUGGAUUUUACAUUUGUUAUUAUCUUUUAGAAUUCUCAGUGAAAACUUAUUUGAACAGUCUGUCUACACAUCAUACAAGUUCACAAAGUAUUUUGCUUCAGUGACUUGAAAAUUCCAUUUUCUUUAUUGAAAAGAAUUUAAGCAAUUGUGACAAGUUCUGGAUUUAGUGACGCCAAUAAUAUGAGUAGUAAACAAUGUAAAUUGGAAUUCCUCCCAAUACGCAACUUUUUACACACUGGACCUUCAUUUCUUUUUGAAGGAAAAGUGGAAUUAUUCUAAAACUUUACCUUGAAAACGUAUCGUUUGAAUGUACCUCAAUGAAUUUAAUUGAAAGAUCCAUACUGUUUUCCUAAAGACAAUUUCUGAUGGGCUUCAACUUGGCAUAUUUGUCUAAACAUUAAUUAGAAGGUUCUUAAAAAUGUGGAUAUUUGCGUAACGUCCUGUCUUAAUUUCUCUCGA
Messenger RNA from Acanthaster planci (crown-of-thorns starfish), 7749 nucleotides. RefSeq lists its product as uncharacterized. The record is from RefSeq and is a predicted model, not a curated record. NCBI's taxonomy places the organism in Eukaryota, Metazoa, Echinodermata, Asteroidea, Valvatida, Acanthasteridae.